Gopherus evgoodei (Goodes thornscrub tortoise) is the source of this 3588-nucleotide messenger RNA. RefSeq names its product aladin WD repeat nucleoporin (gene AAAS). The record is from RefSeq and is a predicted model, not a curated record. Gene Ontology annotation, biological process: nucleocytoplasmic transport. Gene Ontology annotation, molecular function: protein binding. The coding region runs from base 91 to 1863 and encodes 590 amino acids. Gene Ontology annotation, cellular component: nuclear pore. The transcript is spliced from 18 exons. NCBI's taxonomy places the organism in Eukaryota, Metazoa, Chordata, Testudines, Testudinidae.
CGGCCCGAGCGGCGUGUCCCGAGCGGGCUUCCGUCGGGCUCUGAACCGGGCCCGGGAAAAGCAGGGGCCGGUGCCUGGACCCGCAGCAGGAUGUGCUCCCUGGCGCUGUUCCCGCCCCCGCCUGCCCCCGGAGAUGUCACCCUGUACGAAUUUAACAACGCGCUGGUCUCCGGCCACAUCUACGAGAAGCUCCCGCUCGCUUUCCAAGACCAGUUGGCUGAUCUGCCUGUCUUAACCAUCCCCAAGGAAACUCUGAAAGCUCACAGCCGGCUGGAGCAUAGCACAAAACCCGCCUUCAUCCACCACCAGGAGACCCUCUGGAAGAGAUGUCUCAAUGCCUGGCGCGAUGUGGGAAUGUGUGGGGUGCUUAACGAGAUAGCAAAUGCGGAGGAGGCAGAUCUCCAGUGGAUGAAAACAGGAUCACGCUGGGCUUUGGCUCUGUGCCACUGGGUCUCCUCUCUCCACGGCUCCCUGUUUCCUCAUUUGUCUCUGUGCAGUGAAGACAUGAUUGCGGAGUUCUCCCAGGCGGUGGACUGGGCUGGCUGCUCCAUCCGGGCUUUUGCCUGGCACCCUCACACCAGCAAGUUUGCGGUGGCCCUUUUGGACGACUCCAUCCGAGUUCACAACACAAACAGGUCUCCCCACUCUCCAAGUGGGUCCCAGCUGGCAAGUAAAGGCAUCCUUAAAAGAAGACUCUCCCAGCUCAUUCUGAAAUGCUGCCGGCUUUCCCCUUCACAGGCUGCAUCCCCCGGCUGGACUUUCAUGCCAGCAAGUGCCAAAUCACACCCAUUAACAGCUGGGACUAGGCUGCAGGCAGCACCGGGCAUGUCCCCUGAACAAUCUAGUGCUACGAUCCCCAUCCUGAAACAUCGUUUGCAGAGGAAUGUGGCCUCGAUGGCGUGGAAGCCACUCUCUGCAUCCAUCCUCGCCGUAGCAUGCCAGAGCUGUGUCUUGCUUUGGCACUUGGAUCCUACUUCCCUUUCCACCAGGCCUUCGUCUGGCUGCGCCCAGGUGCUCGCCUACCCCGGUCACAGUCCCGUCACCAGCCUGGCAUGGGCCCCCAGUGGAGAGAUGCUGCUCUCGGCCUCGCCUGUUGAUACUGCCAUGCUUGUGUGGGAUGUGUCCACGGAAAACUGUGUCCCGCUGCAGUGGUUUGGAGGGGGUGGAGUCACUUACCUUGCUUGGUCACCUGAUGGCAGCAAGGUGCUAGCAGCCACACCCUCAGCAGUGUUCAGGGUUUGGGAAGCUCAAAUGUGGACGUGUGAGAGGUGGCCCACCAUCAAGGGGCGCUGCCAGACAGGAUGCUGGAGCCCGGACGGCAGCCGAUUGCUCUUUACGGUCCUGGGGGAGUCGGUCAUUUACUCCUUGUCCUUCUCUGAGUACAGCGGCGAGAUGCAAGGGCAAGUAGGAGGAUCAAAAACGGCUUCUAUUGUGGCAGACCUGUCAGAGACCACCUUUGAAACACUGUAUGGGGAGGAGAGGAUCGGAGGGGAAGUGCACUCCAUGGUCUGGGACCCCAGCGGCGAGAGGCUUGCGGCUCUCGUCAGAGGGAAUCCCGAAAGCCCUGAAAGCAGGACGAUCAUUGCUGUGUUUCGUACCCGCAAUAGCCCCGUGUUCGAACUCCUGCCAUGUGGCUUCUUGCAGGGGGAGCCAGGGGCAGAGCCGCAGUUGAUCACUUUCCAUCCCUGCUUUAAGAAAGGUGCCCUCUUGACUGUGUGCUGGUCUACAGGGAAGAUCAGCCACAUCCCGUUUUACUUCAUCAGCGCCCAGGUCCCCUGCUUUAGCCCCAGCCACAGUCCCGUUGUGGCCCUGAGCGGCAGCAGCGCCAGCGUGCGGGAGCAGCCCUUGUUUUCGGAGCUGUGAAGAGCGGAGCGGGGGACCCUUGGGCCGGGCUCCAUUUAAACCCUGCUGGGCUCAUGCUACCUGUGCUGUUUAAGGAGUUCCUUUUCGUCCCGCUGCUGGGUAACCAUGGUGCUCACGCCCUCUAAUGGUUACUCCACCCCAACACAUCCAUUGGGAUCAGCUAUUGGGGCAGCAUAUGCUGGGCACUGAUGGAUUGUAUCAUUUGUCAAGAGAGCCCCGAGUCUGGUAGGGGAGCAGUUUUUUGUUUGCAGUAUAAGGAGCCAGCCCAGGGCGCGAGGCCCUGCUUUGUAAAGCGCUUGGUGCUGUCCGGAUUAAAGAUCACACUUCCAUUCUGGCUCCCGUUCUCGUGCACCUCCCAGUGUGACCUGAAUGGCACUUGCUCUGCAUCCACAGCAGCACAAGCGCUGCACUCUGGUGUUUGCACUGGGGUGGCUCAGAGCCCCAGAGCUAUUUAAUCCCAGGAGCUGCUCCGGGCAGGUUUCCACGUGCCUUUCAUCUGCAGCCACCUGGCCUCAGCACUGCACUUGGUCACAAACGGGGCAAGUGUUUACAGCUUGAGUCUGUUCUGCUGCGUGGGUGCAGGCAUGACAACUGAGCAAGGGGUCAGACCUGCUUGGAGCUAGGGGGCCUGUUCCUAUUAGGCACUGCUGGAGGGCUUUACAAACAAGUGACAUCUCUGCACCAGGUCAGUAUUCUCCCUGUUGGGCUAAACGAAGCAUAGAGUGUGGCUCUCCAGCCCCUCUAGUUUCUGGAUUACAUAGGGGCGUCCGUCACAGCCUGAGCGCACUUGGGUCUUUCUGUACAGCCAGUGAAGGCUUCCAGUUUGGCAUCUAAAAGAUCCUGGGUUAAAUCCCUCACACUGACAAUUCUCCCAUAGGUGUCCUGUUACUUAGAGGUGGGCAAGUGUUGGUGUGGAACCUGAGAGUCCUCCGCCUGUGACAUGACUUCCUUUCUGUAUGUUGGAUUUGGAUGCCCUGUUCUUGUUAAUGGGAAUCUGCUAGGCAGCUCUGAAACAUCUCAGUCCAUUGUACGUAACAGAGCUCCAUGAGAUCAGAGAGAAUUCUCAGCCCCCAAGCCAGAGUCUCGCAUGUCCAGGGCUAGUUCAUAGGGGGAGAGAGAGGUGGUGUGGAGAGAGAAUUCUGAAAUUAAACGAAUUAAAGUUUGGUUAAAAAAAUGACAUAUUUGCUUUAUAAUUCGUGGCUAGCAGGGAGAAGGCCACAACCAGCAAGUAGAAGAAAGCUGUGAGAAUAAUUAGUAUUACUUGUAGUGUGGGAAGGAUGUGUGGUUCCAAAAGUAACUAAUGUAAUAGAGCUGCCGUAACGAGACAAAAACUGUCUUAAAAGAAACCAGUGCAAACCUUCCCACGCUCUGCUGGUAGACAAGGAGGGGAGAGGCGCUAACAAGGGAAGACAUUGGAGGGAGGAAAGUACCAAGGAUAAAUUGCUUCAGCCUCCAUUUUUGCUAAAGCUAGUAAGUUAGCUGAAGGGUAUAAAGAGGGUAUGAAGGUUCUUUGUCAGACCCAGCCUGAUCACGCUGAAGCACACCAGGGUGAGAUGGUUUUCCCUCGGUCUGGCCCAUUUGUAAGUAUCCUAAUCACAUGCUUCUGAAUACUUUGUUCCUGUAUUGAGAGUCGGAUUGCUUGUUUUUUGACUGUUGAGCAUGUUUAGAACCAUUGUAUAAAAUACCAUUUGGCCUUUGGAAUUAAUAAAGGAAUUUAUGGUUGAA